AUGUCAUCGUUCGCCGGCGUAUCCGUCCUGGCCGACGGUGAGCUGUGCCCUGCCACCGCGUCGCCCGUCGACACCGGCAACAAUUGCGGGUACCACCUGCUCGUGGUCCACGACUACUCACGCACCAAAAAGGUGACACCCACGGGUGACAGUAUCAGCUCUCGUAUCUUCAUGGUAGGAGGCCAUGGCUGGUACAUCGACUACUUCCCUAACGGCGAAAACUCCGGAUGCGCCGACUUCGUUUCCCUCUCUCUUUCCUGUUUCCGUGCCGACGACAAGAAGCCCGUGGAAGCCAAGUUCGUUUUCACCUUUGUCGACCAGGCUGAGAAGCAGAAUCCACUCUACCUUCGUCAGGAGGAACCGUGCAUCUUCGCUGGCUCCUCUUGGGGAAGCAACAGGUUUAUCACAAUAGAUGCCCUUGAACAAUCGGCGGAUCUCAAGGAUGAUUGUUUCACCAUCCGGUGCGACGUUAUGGUCUGCAACAACGCCGAGGUGGUGCUCCCGCCUAACAUCAUGUGCCAACACUUUGACCAUCUCCUUCAGACCGGGGUGGGCGCCGAUGUGGAAUUCGAGGUCGCCGGCGAGACGCUGGCUGCACACCGGUGUGUGCUCGCUGCCCGAUCCAAGGUCUUCAUGUCACAGCUCUUUGGCCACAUGAAGGAGGGCACCACUAAGGCCGCUGUCAUACGCAUCAAAGACAUGGAAGCAACAGUGUUCAGGGAUUUGCUCAGCUUCAUCUACACGGACUCAUUCCCUGAUAUGGAGGAUGAUGAUGCCAUGGAGGAGGACAAAAUGUCACAAGUUGUGGAGCAAGGACAAGAAAAAGAGACGACAUUAUUAGAGGAUGAAAUGCGGCUGCAAUGGCUGCAAAACUUGUUUGCAGCGGCAGACAGAUAUGAUGUCCAACGACUCAAGUUCAUCUGUGAAAGGCAGUUGUCUCAACACAUAGGUGUGAGUCCGGUCAUGUCCACUCUGUUUGAC
Messenger RNA from Triticum urartu, 981 nucleotides. RefSeq names its product BTB/POZ and MATH domain-containing protein 1-like. The record is from RefSeq and is a predicted model, not a curated record. Gene Ontology annotation, molecular function: protein binding. Gene Ontology annotation, biological process: protein ubiquitination. Lineage: Eukaryota; Viridiplantae; Streptophyta; Magnoliopsida; Poales; Poaceae.